CGAAUGACAUGUUUGUGAAACUUUUUUAGCUUUUGUGAUUUUUAAAUAAGCCGGUUGCAGCAAGCUGACAACAUUCUACUAGCAGGAAAGAAAGUGAUUGGCGAGCAUUACGGUCUGCUUGCCGGUUACGAGAUAUAACGAUUUUUUCCCGAGACAAAUACGUGCAAAUUUGUUUUCAAUUCUAUAUAUUUAAGCGUUAACAAAUAUUUUUAUUAACUACUUUAUAAUGAAGAAAAUUCGACAAAUCUUUAAAGACGUUAAAUUGUCUCGAUUGUUUCUGGAUUUAACUCUUUUAUCAGUGAAAAUAAGUCUAGCGAUGUUAAGCGCCACUUUAAAAAUGGUCAUGCCUCGUUUCAUGAAACAAUUACUAGGUGAAACUGUUUUAAUCACUGGUGCUGGCCACGGUAUUGGUCGUGAAUUAGCUAUUCAAUUAUCCUCAAUGGGUUGCACAAUUAUCUGUUGGGAUAACGAUGUUGAGAGCAAUCGAUCAACAAUGAGAGAAGUGUCGAAAAAUGGAGGAGAGGUUUACGGUUUUAUGGUCGAUGUUUCGAAAAGAUUAGAAGUGCGAGAGACAAUGAAAUUGAUGAGUAAACUCGGUGUGCCGGAUGUGACAAUACUCAUCAAUAACGCAGCUGUCUUGUAUCAUAAGCCAUAUCUAAAUUAUAUUCCCGACGACAUUGAAAAUACGUUUAAUAUCAACGUGUUCUCAAAUUUCUGGACGAUAGAAGCAUUUCUACCAAUGAUGCUUCAGAAAGGUAGUGGUCACAUAGUAGCGAUGAGUAGUAUGUGCGGGUUUUACGGGGUAUCGCAAAAAGUGGCAUAUUGUUCAUCAAAAUUUGCCGUGAGAGGUCUUAUGGAGGCUCUCCGAGAAGAAGUACGAUUAGAUGAAAGGAAACCCAACAUUUUCUUCACAACUAUUUAUCCAUUCUAUGUCGAUACAGGUUUAGCGAGGGAUCCUAAAUACAGAUUUCCUUACAUCUUCGGCGUGGUGACGCCGGAAUACGCAGCUCGAGAAGUGAUUACAGCGAUUCGACGAAAUUACACGGACUACUCUAUACCGCGAUGUCUUCUUUUUCUGAACGCAAUUAAUAGGAUCGUUCCCGAGAGCGUAAUGCGGUUGAUAUUGGAUUUCUUAGCAGAUGUUGAUCGAAAACAGAAGGAAAAAGAUAUAACGAAGUUGUAAAGUUAGGAGAUUAGAAAAAAUUACACAAUAGAUUAUGGAAGGCUUA
Molecule: messenger RNA, 1229 nt
Organism: Pseudomyrmex gracilis
Lineage: Eukaryota; Metazoa; Arthropoda; Insecta; Hymenoptera; Formicidae
Gene: firl
Product: 17-beta-hydroxysteroid dehydrogenase 13-like
Exons: 8
Coding region: 227-1183 (318 amino acids)
Cellular component (GO): lipid droplet
Molecular function (GO): oxidoreductase activity, acting on the CH-OH group of donors, NAD or NADP as acceptor
Source: RefSeq, a predicted model, not a curated record